CUUGGUUAUUGAUCGAAUCGACGAAAACAUUUCAUUUUCUUUGUGACUGUCAAAACAAAACACCAGCCACUCAUGAAAUAAGUGUUAGUAAAUUCAAAAGAGGAGGUAAAAAGGUUUGAAAGUGGUCGAAAGUGAGUACAAAUGUUCUGUUUCGAAAUUUGAGACCGAAAAGACUGAAUUUUUGGAUUUGGUGUGUGUCAGGAAAAUUGCGCAAAACUGAACUCGACCGACGUCGCACCAACCAAAUCUCGACGGAAAAAGUCGUGGAAAAUUGCAUUUUUGAAAAUCUUACAUGAUUUUUCGUGCUUUCUGCUGAUUGUAAACGUUUUACUGUUCAUUGCAUACAAUAACAUGGAGGCAUUAGACAUAGCGCAAGAAAGUUUAUUGGCAAUGGUCAUACGAUACGGUUUAUACAUUGGGGCAAUCUUCCAAAUGGUUUGCUUGGGUGCUGUUAUCUUCAUGGUGCCAAGAAACUCAUCCAAAUCCACGACUGCCGGCGCUAUAUGGAAUUUCCUCCGGGGAGAUAUUGAGGAAUACAGUUCAAGCCACUCAUCACCACAAGAAACACCGAAGCGACCAUACGGUCAUCGUAGCCGAAAGCAAGAUAAAAAGAAACGACGUUAGAUUGAAAAUACUCACAUCGAUACCAAUACCAUUAUUAGACAAAGCCAGUGAUAAUUUCUACAUCUUUGCAUCAAUCAUCAACAAAUCCAAACAUUUUUCUUUCUCGUUCCUCUUCAUUUCAUUUCAUUUUAUUUGAUAGGUAUUUAUACAAAGAGAUUUUGAUGACAAGCCGUAAUACCAAGCCAAACUCUACAACAAACUAUAUAAACCUGCGUAUUGAAACAGAUUUUUUUUUUCCAUUUUGUAAGCUUAAUAAAAUAAUUUCAGAUAAAAUAAUAUAA
Sitodiplosis mosellana (orange wheat blossom midge) is the source of this 905-nucleotide messenger RNA. RefSeq names its product protein anon-73B1. The record is from RefSeq and is a predicted model, not a curated record. The transcript is spliced from 2 exons. Bases 352 to 624 code for a protein of 90 amino acids. Lineage: Eukaryota; Metazoa; Arthropoda; Insecta; Diptera; Cecidomyiidae. Gene Ontology annotation, cellular component: membrane.